AUGCCAGCAAAAGCAAAACACAGCACACUUGCUUUCUUCAUAGUUGAAAUGAUUCUUCAACCAUCCGGUGCAAAUUUAGCGCUCGUCAUUGGUAAUGGCAACUACAGCGAGAAGAAAAAUCAACUCGAUCAUGCUGUUGAUAAUGCACAAGAAUUCAGCGAUAAGCUCACAGCAUUAGAUUUUCAAGUUACCUUCAAGAAGAACGCUGGUAAAUUAAUGAAACAUAUCAUUGCUGCCUUCAUCGAGAAAAUAAAAAACGGUGAUUUGGUCCUAUUCUAUUUUUGUGGCCAUGGUUGCCAGGCUGAUGGAACAAAUUUUUUCAUGCAUGUUGAUGAUUCUGAUAUAGCAGAUGAAGCAGAUGUACCGGCGUUCGGUAUAGAUGUAGAAAAGACAAUGGAGCUACUAGCACGAAAAGUGAAUUCUAAUGCCAUGAUAUUCAUUGCCGAUUGCUCUUGGCCAUACACUUUCAAAGGCCCGGUUGCCGGACGUGCUCCUGUCAAUGCCAAGAGCUUCGGUGAAAUGAAGACAACUCCAGAUGGAGCGAUCAUUUUGCUUGCCGGCGCUCCUGAUGAAACUCCAGCAGAUGCUUUGAAAAUAGAGGUGCCCAAUUGUGUACAUAAUGGCAAAUGGGAAUCAAAUGCUUACACCAUUGCGGGGGGCUAUGGUCCAGGUUCCGCCUGCGAUAUGCUACAUUAUCCUAAAGGUAUUCGUCUAGACGCCGACGAAAACCUUCUCAUUGCUGAUUCUUCCAAUCAUCGUAUUGUGAAAUAUUAUUCUGGUGCCAAGAAAGGCAUUAAAAUAGACGGUAACAAUAUAAGUGGAUAUGGAGACCCCUGUUUGUGUGGACCUUCCGGUUUAAAUAUACACAAACCUUCAAAGACUCUGGUUAUUUGCGACUAUCACAAUAUGCGAGUAAUUACUUAUAUGAUGAGACUAUGCAAAUGUGGAAGAAAGAUCGUUGGUAAUGAAAAAUGCUGUGAAAAAUCUCCGAAGAAAAAGACAUUUAGAAAAACAGUUAUUCGGAAUAUUAAAUGUGGUGGAGUGGCAAUAGACAAAGAAGGUAAUGUCUAUGUUUCUGACACCAAUAGACAUGAGGUAAGGCGUUAUAAUGCAGACGAUUGGAUGGAAACAGUAGUAGCAGGUGGAAAAGGACAAGGUUCACGUUCAAGUCAACUCAAUCAUCCAACAUACAUAUUUGUGGGAAACGAUCAAUCCGUGUAUGUAUCGGAUACCUGGAAUGAUCGAGUAAUGAGAUGGAGAAAAGGCGCAAAAGAAGGUACACUUGUCGCAGGUGGUCACGGUAAAGGAGAUGAUAGAAACCAAUUGUUUUGUCCAACGGGACUCCUCGUUGAUCAAUUCAAUGCAGUUUAUGUAGCUGACUACUGGAAUCAUCGAGUAAUGCGAUGGCGCAAUGGCGAUCGCCAAGGAACUGUCAUUGCCGGCGGACACGGCCCAGGUGAUAGCGAAAACCAAUUGAAUAAUCCUGAAGGUAUAGCGUUCGAUCCCCAGGGUAACCUCUACAUAGCAGAUUCGAACAAUCAUCGCAUUCAAAAGUUUUAUUUUCAGAAAAAAUGA
Molecule: messenger RNA, 1575 nt
Organism: Rotaria socialis
Lineage: Eukaryota; Metazoa; Rotifera; Eurotatoria; Philodinida; Philodinidae
Source: the annotation of a GenBank genome assembly